Messenger RNA from Solea senegalensis (Senegalese sole), 1898 nucleotides. RefSeq lists its product as uncharacterized. Lineage: Eukaryota; Metazoa; Chordata; Actinopteri; Pleuronectiformes; Soleidae. The record is from RefSeq and is a predicted model, not a curated record. The transcript has 8 exons. The coding region runs from base 109 to 1557 and encodes 482 amino acids.
UUGACCCAAGGCCCCCGAAUCUCAAGGAUUUACACAAGUGAUACUAAGCUCCUCAGGGAAAAAGAGCAAGGCAGCUGGACGGCGGCCCAGAGCAAGCUUUUCCGCGCCAUGUCCCCAUAUUUUGCGCAGAGGAGCAGGGGCUCCCAAAUGAGAAAAAUAAAAUUUGGAACCUCCAUUAACACCUACAUGGAGGAAUAUGCUGCAUAUAUUUUCUGCCCUCAGGGCACUGUAAAAAUGCAGCAAAAUGCAGUGACAAAGAGCAGCCGGGCAAAGGUGCUCGUGAAAUUUCUUUGCCUCGGCUGCCCGUCACUUCAACUGUGGGACUGGAGGUUCCUAUUCAACGUGCCCUUGCUCAAGUUCUACCCCACACUCCUGAGGAAUGUUGGCCUGGCCCCAACGACAGUGGCACUGUAUUUGGGCCAGGCCAUCUCCUUUAUGGAGUUCUUUCGUGAUACACCCCCAAAACAUUCAAGGUUAAAGGGAGGAGAACAGACCCUGCUGAUCCGGGAAAUCCGCAAGUUAUACAGGGAUGUGGGUCGCAACCUACUUGGACACCAGCUGCUGGUCAAGCAGACCAAACAGCAGCGGCUGGUGUCCAAGGAAGACCUGAUUGCCUGCCAGUCCCUGGCAAAGAUGAAGAUGUCCAAACUCCUCGAGGACAUUGCAAAUGCGCCACCCCGGGACCCUAAGACGAGGUACCGCUUCUUCGGGUACCUGGCGGCCUACCUGUCCUCAAUAUAUGGACACCGGUCGGGUGUGCUGACCAAGAUGAGGGCGAAGGAGGUCAGGGAGGCCGUCGGGGAACCAAAAGCAGGGUACCUCAUUAAUGUCUUGGACCACAAAACAGUACGGAAGUUCGGGGUGGCGCAAAUAUAUCUGGAGCCUGAGGAGCACUCUUGGUGCGUGGAGUGGCUCCGUCUCCACAAGAGAUCUGUACCGACUAACGGGUACUUUUUCUCAUCCCUUGGCCGGGGUGAGGCGAAGGACAUUGUGAAAUAUUUCCGGGCGGCAUGGGCGGAGAUGGGCCUCCACGGAACACCCUCCCUAAUGGACAUGAGGUCGGCGGUGUCCACCUAUAAUUUUGAAUCCAAUGACGCCGAGGUCCGGGACCAAGUGGCCACAUUUAUGUGCCACAGCGUCAAAACGCAGGAGAGAUUCUAUGCAUUGCAUAACACCCUUAAGCGGGCAAAGCAGAUGAGAGAGCUGUUCGUCAGUCUCUCACUGAGACGGGGCGAAGCAGCUCUCUCAUCUGCUUCCGCCGACCUCGCCAUACCAGUGGAGGAGUCCGAGGGAGUGACGCCACAGAAGAAACGAGCCACCUCUCAGCUGCUGGCAAGGAAAAUUAAGGGGAAGCUGGGGAUCAGCCCACGGAAAAAGUAUCCUCUAAGGAUAGAUAAGGAAAGCUGUCGCUCGGGUCGAUUCGGGGCGCCGCACCCGGGCCGGCCAGCAGGUGGCAAAGGACGCGGAGCGAGUGCAGGGGGGAGGCUAUCCCCGAUCGGCCCGGGGACCCCGUUUCUCCAACUACUGCCACCAACUACUCUGGGCAUCAUAAAUUGACCCAAGGCCCCCGAAUCUCAAGGAUUUACACAAGUGAUACUAAGCUCCUCAGGGUGAGGUUAUGCGGGCACUGGGGGUGGUCUUGGUGGGUCUUACCAACCUUUUCAGAUGAAGACUUGUCGUCUGACGCGUUGGUUAUCAAAUAAUGUGCACAUACACCUGGAAACAAGGAAAUGAGGGAAGUUGUGUUUUCAGCGCAUUUUGGUUAGCCUGUGUGAUCUUAGAGCCUCUGAGAAAAUCCAGAGGCUGUGAUAUCACACAGGCUGUAAGCCUCCACGCCACGUCACGGCAGUGCCCAUGUGGAGGUAAAAAUAAAAAAAAAAAAAUAAAAAAUGGAACCA